Messenger RNA from Plasmopara halstedii, 5961 nucleotides. RefSeq lists its product as uncharacterized. NCBI's taxonomy places the organism in Eukaryota, Oomycota, Peronosporomycetes, Peronosporales, Peronosporaceae. Bases 1 to 5961 code for a protein of 1986 amino acids. The record is from RefSeq and is a predicted model, not a curated record. The transcript has a single exon. Gene Ontology annotation, biological process: negative regulation of cell population proliferation.
AUGACAGGAGCAUCGAAAUCGAAAGCAGCAAGUACCAGCGACUACGAGAUUGACCAAACAGCAAAAACUUUGGAUCUCGAUGCUGUAGCAGAUGAUAUUGCAUUGCAGAUGCAUCAUGAAGAAUGCGAAAGGCUUGAAAAGUUUCAAGAGCAGAAUGAACCGAAUCAUGUGGCGGUAGGAGCUACCGCGCACGUAAUUCGACGUGCAUUUCACACUUUUUACGAUAAGCCCGAAAUUCGUGACCAAGCUAUCCAAGUUUUAAGUGAGAGUGAGUCAGCAAGAUUAAUCAGUGAUACGUCGGAAGCACAAAGGGAAGUACAACAGACUGGAAACAACGACGAUCUGAAUGAGCAAGAGGUGAAAGAGGAAAGUCCUUUUGUGGCUCAAGCUCAAGCUCGAAAGCAGGCAAUUGCGCUUAAGUUUGAACGCAAACACGAACGAGCAAACUCACUGCUUCAAUUUAUGGAAUUAAGGCAACAAGAAGCGGCUGAGGCCGAUGCUCAAUUUGCUCAGAACUUAAGUGACCAGGGAUUAGUUUUAAAAGCGCAGAUACCGAUAGGUCCGACCAAUUUAAGGCUCAACGAUCAUGAAUUGCAGCUUGCUCAAGAUAAAGGAUCCGAUUUUGGUGAGUUUGUCGAGUCAUUACUAUACGCAAAGACGUUUAUGGUCGAGUACGAGGAAAAACGACAGCAUCUUAGUGGUAAUCAGGAGAAAUUGGUAAAACGAACAGGGAAAGAGAGCCAAAAAGAAGAAUAUAUGGGGUACCUUAACACGACAACGUCGUUUAAUAUACGCACAGAAGCAACGCUUGAGCACCAUAAGCAUGAUAUUGCAGACAUCAAAGCUGCUCAUGCAGUACAACGUGCAACUGCAGCGUCGGCUCAUCUACUCAAAGCAAACAUCCACGGUCAACUUCAGUCAAUGAACCCAGUUGAAAAGCGAAAAAAUAGAGCAAUUCUCAAGCGGAUGCAAAGUAAACUCAAUUUCGUGCGAAAUCCGCGGUAUUCAAUACAAGAUGUAUCGAAAAUGACGAGACAUAAUCUUGCUAAAGGAAAUGAGAAGAAUCCACCAUGUUUUGCCGUCGCACCCAAGCCCCCCAUUCUAUUCUCCACGUACGAUAUAGGUGGCAUGUAUGAGCAAAUUGUUUAUGUUCGCAAUGUUAGCGUGCUAUCUCGAUGUGCACGGAUCCUUUCACCUAGCACCAUGUUCUUUACACUAACUAGUAUAAAGUUUCCAACAGAUCGGAAUCAAGUCGCACCUGGAAUGCAUAUUGAAGUAUGCAUUCGAUUUACACCAAAUUCUCGUGCCGACUUUACCGACAGUUUUUCAGUUCAGUAUGAAACUAUGCAAUCGGAAACUCAAGGAUCUUCUAACUCAAGUACUAUGAUAGUUCCACUUGUAGCAAGCCGAGAAUCUCCAGAAUUGACGUUACCUCUUGUCAUCCAAGCUCAGAACACUCUUGUGGGUGGACGUUCUGUAAAAUCGCUCAAAUGUAAGAAUCUUGGAGGCAAAGCGAAAUUUUGGAUUCUCACUGAAUUCGCUUAUUCUCAAUUGCACCAUCGUGAGCUUGAGAAUUCGACAGUUGAUACAGUGGUGAAAAUGCUCGAAAACGGUAAUAUGUUGGACGCUACAAUGAAAAUCGGUCCUUUUUCGUUACAACCCACUGCUUUUGAGCUGGCAAAAGGCCAAAGUGUCAUUUUAGAGCUUAUCUACAUUCCGUCUGAAAGUCACGAACAGCGAGAAAACUUUGUGAUGGUCUGUGAUAAUUGUCUUGUGAAAGUGUUUGAAUUGGUUGGUCGGGGCUGUCAAGUGGAAGUAGUAGCCACGAAAAUAAAUCACGUACAAAUCGAUACAAGUAUCCCUAAUAUGGGUCUUUUAGAUCGUAUGGUUUUCAAAGACGAGGUGAUUGUAAAUGCCAGUGCUCAACAAUCGCUUGAAAUCAUGAAUAAAACUCCUCUUGAUGUGAAAUAUUUCUGGCAUAUCCAUUCGUUAUAUAAUGAAAACAAGGACCAGACGAACGUAGUUUCACAUGAAUCAAAGUGGAUGCCACCGUUUUGUAUUAACCCAAAGACUGGUGUGUUUGAAAUGUUAUCGACAAACAAAUUUACGAUCGGGUUUUCACCGACUGAAGCUUGUACUUACGCGUGUCAGGCAAUAUUAAUGAUUAAUGACAUUUCAGCGUGUAGUAUAUCAAAAUCUAAUUUGAUAGAUCACUUGGAUUCUACAGCUACUGAAGUAGAAAAUGCAAUGCCAGUCUUCUCGAUACAACUUCAUGGACGUGGAAAACAUGGUAGUUUUACGAUCAUUCCUGCUUUCAUUAACUCCUGGACUUUGUUUCGAGACAAAUCACCUGAUUCGGGUUCUCAAUCCGUUCAUAUACUCAACUCCAAACAGAAUUACUUGUCAACCGUGCAAUUAAUCAAUCAAUGCAAUGCUCGCAUUGCAUUCUGUUGGGAUAUUACUCAAACACGACAGCGACACUUAACCAUGCAUGAUUCAUCUCUUUCUACUUUGGUUCAAAAUGAAGAAAUCCCACCAUUUGAACUUGCAAUUCGGCCACUUACAGGAGAAAUAGAGCCUUUAGGACAUCAGAGUAUUGAAGUGACAUUCACACCUUUUUGUACUGGCUCAUUCUCACUUAGUGUACCCUGUCAACUUGUCUCUCGUAUUGACAAUUGCAACUUACAAAGUCCACGUUGUGAGCGUUGGUUACUUCUUGAAGGUCGCGUUGCUGGGGCAGAGAUUGAAAUUCUUACACGAGAAAUUGAUUUUGGGCCUGUGUUAGUUGGAACGGGCGCCGAGUCGGUGAUUACAAUCCGAAAUCCAUCACGUACCGUGACGACAGACUGGAAGUUCGUACAGUUAGGAUUGACACCAGAAAAUGAGUCAGGAAUCAACCAUUUAACACAGUCGUCACCGGGUCCAAAGCUUCGACGAUCGAACUCGAAAGACUCGGUCAUUUCACGACGUUCAUCAACUUCCUUUGUUUCUGGCAAUGACACGGAGCGUAGUUUAUUUACAUCACGAACAUCCCAACCACGAGCUAUUGUCACAUUUGCUCCUGAUGCUGGCGUGCUAGCACCUGGCGAGCUCUUCACAUUGAAAGCAAUUUGCAUGGCAGGAUCAUUUCCCGAACGUUUUCGCGGUCUUUUCCGCUGUCAAACAGCCCCAGAACGGACAUUUACUGGCAAUAAAAUUUCACACGCUGCAGUCUCAAGUCGUGCUGAAGUUCAGUGUGCAGAGGUUUUUCUCUCAACUUCCCACUUAACGCUUGGGAUAAUUUACUUAGGAGUCGAGAUUCAUCGAAGUUUUGAACUUGUAAAUGCUUCAAACCUUGAAACUGCUUUCAAAUUUGUAGAACCUGAAGGAACAUCUCGAGCUUACACUGUCUCGUUUGUACCAAAGGAAGGCAUCAUUCACUCAAAAGCACGACUUGCUGUCACGUUACAUUACACACCACGACAAACUGGUCGAUUUUCAGUGAUUUUUGCGUGUAGUGUGCGUGGAAUGUCAGGUCCUUUAGGACUCGAAGUGAGUAGCAGUCACAAGGGGCUUGUUCUGUCAUACAGCUUGGUGCAAGCUCCACUACCUUCAGAUUAUCGAGCAAAAGAGUCUACGUCGGCUAUUAAACUACCAGAGUCUCCAAAGGAGAUUGCCCUUAAACGUAAGAUAUCGCUUUCUGACUGUGACUUAGAGCCACAAGUAAACAGUGUUCCGAAACUGGCCUUUGGAGAUUGUGUACCACUUGGAGAAAAACGAGUACUAAAUCUUUUAAUCCAGAACUACAGUGGCAUUGAAGCGCUUCUAACGCUAGAAGCAAAGAGAUUUCCUGCAGCAGCUACGUCUUCAACUUUGGUAUUGAAAAAUAACGAGAAUCUUAACCGUGCACAACAGACAUCGUUUAAAAAUGAUAAGCUUGAACUUCCUUUCAUACCAUCCAAAACCUAUGCCAAUUCUCGCCUUUCAAAUGCCAAAGAAAAUGAAUAUUGCUAUCAAUCAUCCAGUGGACGUAAAUAUCUUCGUCAACGAGUCGAAGAAGAUGAAGCGCGUCAGAUAUUGCGCGACAAUCGUGGAGUGGCUUUUGACAUUUCCCCCUCAUCUGUAUCGAUCCCUCCAUGGGAACAACAAGUCGUUCAAAUUCUUUGUUUUAAUAACAUGCCUGGUACUUAUGUCGAUGACAUUAUUUGUCGAGCAACCGGCGCACUUCCUAUCAUUUUACACACUCAUGUAAACGUUGUUGGUAGUCCCUUGACAUUCAAGCGCAACUGCGUUGGGUUGUAUUUUAACAAGCCAUUGAUAGAAGAUAAUCCUGUGAAUUCUCGACCAACACUAAAAUUUGGUGCAGUGUGCGUGCGAUCCAAUGCAAUCACAAAAACCUUAAGUGUCAUAAAUCGUGGACCACAGCAAGCUCGUCUUGUGUGGAAAUUGGUUGAAAGUGGAAGCGAAGAUCAAGAGGUGAGAGUCACGUUACGCGUAGACUUUGCAUCGAAAUUGCACUUGCAGAUCACUCCGUGCGACCACGACAGUCAAGCUAUUCUUCCAUUUACAAUUGAGCCAAAGACAGCGAUGGUUCCAGCGUUUAGUUUAGUGCCAUUUCGGAUCACGUUUCAGCCUCCAUCAAAUACUCUAGGGCCUUCGCGAAUUGUGUUAUUGGCUGAUGCUCAUUGGUAUGACCCGAAAAAUGAAGAUACGAAGCACUCAGACACGAAUAUAAAAUCAAAUGCGACGUUGUCUGAUGUCGCUUCUUCGGAAAAUUCUCAACUAGAUGCUAGCUCAAUCAAUUUGAAGCAUCAGAGUAACAACCGUCGUGCAACGGCAGUUGGAAAAGCGUUUGCUGUAGUGCGCAUGGCAAAUGCACUUGGACGGAAAUCAGGGCCAGUGAUGGGAAGAGCUCCUGGUUCCUCUCUCAGUAUUAAGUGUCUUAGUGUGCUUCUUUCAGCUGAUACAAUCGAGCCUGAGCUGUUUAUUGAUAAACCUCGCGAUCAAGCUCAUGCUUUGAAUUCACAAGCUCUAGAUGCACAUAACGCGAAAACUUCCAGCUCUAUACCGACAAUCAAUCCAAUGCUUCAUCCGUACCACAUCAAAUUCACGACUUGGUCCACACUCUUGUCUGUAUCAAAGGCACAUCCAUCACAUCUUCGUCAGAUUGUUUUACUGAAUCGAUUAGGGACAAAAGUAACGUUUCGACUGGAGUCUGAAGGUCCAUUUGCCGUCACGAACGCCGUCUCACUAGCACCACGACAUCCCUUAUCAUCGAAAAAUCUAUCUGCAGCACAUCGUCGACCCUCAACUAUGAGCGAGUCCCACAUCUUUUUGCUACCGCCGCAAAUGUCUGUGCAUAUCGAUUUGCGAUUCCUUCCAGCGAAUUUUCAGACAAGUCAUUUACCUAAUUUCCAAUGCAAUUCCCUGCAGUCUCUUCAUAAUCAAAUCGAUGGUGAGCUGCGAGUUCUUUUCUCCACACAAUCAAUCCAAACGAUUCGACUGACUGCAGUGGUCCUGCGCCCUGCUAUAGUCGUGUCACCAUCAAUCAUCAACUUUGGACAAGUUACCACAUCUCGUUCAAUUGUCUUACGCCUUGCAAAUCCAACAGUUGUACCCGCGCAUUUUUCAAUUCAGCAUAUACCAAGACCAAAGUCGAUUACACGAGUUCAACAAGAAGAAAUGCGUCGAUAUGACGCGCACUUAAUUGAUAAGCCGGAAGUUUUUACAUUCUCACAGCUUACAGGUGUACUCGUUGGACCAACUCCAGUACUUAAGUCGGAUGAAGGAUAUCUUGAUAUCUCUGACUCAAUGCGAGUUCGAUUGCGUAAAGACACGAGAUUCUGUCACCCAUUUCUUCACGCACCACUAGAUCUUUCUGUCGAUUUCCACCCUCAAAAAGAUCAACAGUAUCAAAGUCGCUUUCGCUUCAAGGUCGAAAAUGGUCGUGACUUCGAAAUUGUAUUAAAGGGAACAGGAUGA